This is a messenger RNA of Benincasa hispida (wax gourd), 1382 nucleotides long. RefSeq names its product ras-related protein RABA1f-like. NCBI's taxonomy places the organism in Eukaryota, Viridiplantae, Streptophyta, Magnoliopsida, Cucurbitales, Cucurbitaceae. The record is from RefSeq and is a predicted model, not a curated record. Gene Ontology annotation, molecular function: GTPase activity; GTP binding.
GGAAGGAAGGAACUUUGGAUCUGAUUGGUAGGGAGACAAAAAUUGAUGAUGUUUUUAUUAGCAAAUAGAAAAACCAAACCAAAACAUUCUAAGGAAGGAUACGGUUUUUGAAUUGUCUCCCCUUUCAAUCUCUUCUCUCCUCCGGCAGCCUCCUCUACCCCUCUCUCUCUCUCUUCCCUCAGAGACUGUCGGGAUCUCUGUUGUUAUUAUUAUUAUUAUUAUUAUUAUUUUUAUUUAUAUAUAUUGAUCCAAAAGAACAGAAGAUAUCCAGAUCCCAUUAUUUUUUACAAAUAAUAAUACUUUGUUGAUCGAAUUAAUGGGUGCGUACAGAGCCGAUGAUGAUUAUGAUUACCUGUUCAAGGUGGUGCUGAUCGGCGACUCCGGCGUCGGAAAAUCAAAUCUGUUGUCGCGUUUCACCAGAAAUGAAUUCAGCCUUGAGACCAAAUCAACCAUCGGCGUUGAAUUCGCCACUCGUAGCAUUCGUGUCGAUGAUAAGAUCGUUAAGGCUCAGAUUUGGGACACCGCCGGCCAAGAAAGGUACCGAGCGAUCACGAGCGCAUACUAUAGGGGAGCGGUAGGGGCAUUAAUAGUGUACGACGUGACACGACACGUGACAUUCGAGAACGUGGAGAGAUGGUUGAAGGAGCUAAGAGGUCACACAGAUCACAACAUAGUGAUAAUGCUGGUAGGAAACAAGGCUGAUUUACGCCAUCUAAGGGCAGUAUCAACGGAAGAUGCACAAGCAUUUGCGGAGAGAGAGAGAACAUAUUUCAUGGAAACUUCAGCACUAGAGUCAUUCAACGUCGAGAAUUCUUUCACAGAAGUUCUCACACAAACCUACCGAGUUGUAAGCAGGAAAAUUCUCGACAUUGGAGAUGACCCGACUGUUCUUCCCAAAGGACAAACCAUUGAUAUUGGCUCUAAAGAUGAUGUCUCUGCAGUUAAGAAAGCUGGUUGCUGUUCUUCAUAACUAACCAAAACGUAUCUCCCUACACAAUUUUCUUAACUGGAAAACUACUUGGAAUAUAUUCUCUGAUCUCAAAAAUGGGUCUUUUUUGUUUUUGUUUUUGUUUUUUUUCUCCUUAAAAAAGUUCUUUUUUUUUUCCUGAUCUGGUCCUGUAUUGUGUUGUGGUUUUCUUUUUUGUUGGGGAAAGAAUUGUUGGUGUUCCUUGGAGAGUGGGAUGUCCAUGCAAAAUUUCUAGUGCUCUUUUUAGGGUAGGUUGUACCUAUGAAUUUGAUCGAUUAUGCUUAGAAAGAAGAAGAAUUAUUGGGAGGGAAAUAUAUGGAGAAGAAAUGUACCAAAUACUUAUGAUUUUCUUGAUAAUCCUUUGUGUAUUUUGAUUAUAUUAUUUAUUCAACGAUAAGCUAAGCUUGUCUCAUCA